Durio zibethinus is the source of this 1867-nucleotide messenger RNA. RefSeq names its product mitochondrial inner membrane protein OXA1-like. Gene Ontology annotation, cellular component: mitochondrial inner membrane. NCBI's taxonomy places the organism in Eukaryota, Viridiplantae, Streptophyta, Magnoliopsida, Malvales, Malvaceae. The record is from RefSeq and is a predicted model, not a curated record. Gene Ontology annotation, biological process: protein insertion into mitochondrial inner membrane from matrix. Gene Ontology annotation, molecular function: membrane insertase activity.
UACGUUGAGGAUUUGAGGGCAAAAAAUUUAGCUGUAAGGAAGUAGAAACCGGGGAGUUAAACCCUGUUCUGUUGAAAGAGAGCCUUCCUCGUUUCAGCGCCUGACGAAACCUUCUCUCUUCCGAACACAAGAGAUUGAAAGUUCAAACGAGGAAUUUCUGUUCUUCGUAUCAAUGGCGUUUAGGCGUAGCCUUUCCAAUAGAGCAACCCUAAUAGCUAGACGAUAUCAACCAUCAUUUGCCUACGUUGUCCAUGAAGAUGACCGUAAAAAUCACCCUCUAAACGAGUCCCAAUCUCAACAAAAACCUGGUAAUUUUGUUCAACAAAGAUCUUUUGGAACUGGGUUUAGUAAUUCAUCCUCAGGGUUUGGUGUGUUGUUCCAAGAUAGAAGAUGUUCCAAACUACCUUUUCUUCCUAGCACCGGCAUCUCUUUUUGCCGGUAUAUGUCGACUACUAGUGUUGGGGAAGAUAAGAUUGAGCUUAUAAGUGAUGUUGCAGACGUUCUUAAGGAUAGUGCUUUUGAAGCAGUGGCUUCGCAGGCUCCUGCUGUGAAUGAGGUUGCCAUUGCUGCUGCUGAUUGUUGGUUGCCUGUUGCUGGUUUGCAGUAUGUUAUUGAUGCAGUUCAUUCUUUUACCGGCUUCAACUGGUGGGCUUCCAUAGUUGUGACAACACUUUUGAUUCGAGGUGUAACUCUUCCAUUUGUGAUAAAUCAACUUAAAGCUACUGCAAAAAUGACGCUAAUGAGGCCACACUUGGAGGAAAUCAAGGAGCGGAUGCAAAGCAAGGGUAUGGAUCCCCUGACAGUAGCUGAAGGUCAAAAUGAAAUGAAAAAGCUUUUCAAGGAAUAUGGUGUGACUCCUUUUACUCCAUUGAAGGGGCUCCUUAUUCAGGGGCCUAUCUUUGUCAGCUUUUUCUGGGCUGUUUCAAACAUGGCUGAGAAAAUGCCAUCAUUUAAAACUGGUGGAGCAUAUUGGUUUGCAGAUCUCAGUACUCCGGAUAGUUUAUACAUCUUUCCAGUUUUGACAGCACUGACAUUUUGGAUAACGGUUGAGAGCAACAUGCAAGAAGGUAUGGAAGGGAACCCUUCUGCUGGAAUUAUAAAAAAUGUUUCUAGGAUCUUUGCUGUUCUUACAGUUCCAUUGACCAUGACUUUCCCAAAGGCCAUAUUCUGUUAUUGGAUUACAUCAAAUUUGUUUUCCCUCACCUAUGGACUAGUGCUUAAGGCUCCUGGGGUGAAGAAGGCUUUAGGUGUUCCUGAAAUACCUAUGCCACCAGCAGGUACUGCACCACGGCCUUCUAUUGAUCUGUAUUCAGCUCUCAAACAAACUCUCAAACAAGCCAGAGCAGCAUCAGAACAGUCUACCUCAUUAUCUGUUGAACCAGCAAAAGUAUCACACCAAAAAAUAUCCUCUUCUUCGACUAUCAAUCAGAGGCUUAAACAUUUAGAGAAACAAGUAAAGGGAAGGAAGAAAAACAAGAAGAGGUGAGAAAGCUUGAACCGCCAUUAAUUUCCACAUAUGAGGCUACUGGUGUUAUAAAUAACGACUAAUAUAUAUUAAAAUUUGCUUCAUAUAUGAGUUUUGUAGGGCUCGCUGUUUGGGGCCAUAGAAACAGAAUGACAGCGAGUUAUUUUAUGCAAUUGAGUUAGAGAAUUUUCUUUUUCCCAGAAUUUGGGGGUUUUGUUUUUACUGAUGCAUUCACUGCAUACCAGUAAGAUUGGUAUUGACCGAUAUAUACCUCUUUAAUGAACAAAAUAAAUACAACUUCCAUUCAUUUUCUGUUGCAUAAACUUGUUCACGUUUGAGUGCUAUUCUCCACAAACGUGUUGGGAUGGUUUUGGCUUGCAUUUUAUGUUCAACGUCGGUUGA